Messenger RNA from Vollenhovia emeryi, 3485 nucleotides. RefSeq lists its product as uncharacterized. Lineage: Eukaryota; Metazoa; Arthropoda; Insecta; Hymenoptera; Formicidae. The record is from RefSeq and is a predicted model, not a curated record. Bases 6 to 986 code for a protein of 326 amino acids. The transcript is spliced from 2 exons.
ACAUAAUGACAAAAACGAAAUACACGAAUUACGGAAAUGGUCCAUCGAAAAUAAAAUUCCACAUACAGCAUUGGAUGGAUUAUUACAAAUUCUGCGUUCAAGGUUGUUACCUGAUUUACCUAAAUCCGCAAGUUUUCCUUGGAAGUUCUGCAAGUCAACAUGAACUUAAAAAAUUAAGUGCGCAAUCGGAAUUUGUAUAUUUUGGCAUAGCCGAGCAAUUGAAGAAGUGUAUAAAUGCAACUCUUCAUGAAAAAAAGGAAUUAUACCUUCAAUUUAAUUGUGAUGGUUUACCACUUUUUAAAUCAAGCUCCAAAGAAUUUUGGCCACUCUUAUGUAAAAUAUAUUUCCAACCAGAUAUUUAUGAACCAUUUCCUGUAUUGGUUCAUUUUGGAGACUCUAAACCAAAUUCCAUUCAAGAAUACCUCGAAGAGUUUGUGCAGGAAAUAAGUCUAUUAUUAAAGGAAGGCAUUGUAAUCGAAGAACAAUUUUUCCAAAUUCAUGUUAUGUGUUUCAUUUGUGAUAAACCAGCUCGCUCUUUCAUAAAAUGCAUAAAAGGACACGGUGGUUACAAUGCUUGUGAAAGGUGUACAGUAAAAGGUGAGCGAUAUGAAAGAAAAACGAUUUAUCUUACAAUAAACUGUCCAAAAAGAACGGAUGAGUCCUUUAGAAAAUUUGAAGAUAAGGAACAUCAUGGAGCAUUUCUUUCACCCUUACUAGCCAUCACACCAAAAAUCGAUAUGAUUUCACAUUUUGUAUUGGACAUCAUGCAUUUAUGUUAUUUAGGUAUUGCGAAAAAAUUAUUAACACAAUGUUGGUUGGGCACAAAAUCCAAUACAAAAUUAAGCCCAUACAAGAUUCAGCAAUUAUCAUUGCGAAUGUUGCACCUUAAACCGGAAAUUCCAAUAGAAUUCCAGAGAUCUACCAGAUCUUUAAAAGAUCAUGCAUUGGAAAGCAACCGAAUACAGAUUUUUCCUCUUAUACUGUAACCCAAUAGUGUUGAAAGAUAUUUUACCUAAAAAAUUAUAUCUUAUAUUACACAUUAUCUUCUAUUUCAUGUUGCUUGCAGAAUAUUGUGUUCAAAAAAUAUAGCAUUAGAGAACAAUAAGGAAGCAGGACUAUAUCUUGAAAGGUUUGUUGUGCUGGCAUAUAUUUAUUAUGGACCGACGGUCGGUGUGUUGAAUAUGCACAACUUAGUUCACUUGGCCGAUGAUGUAAAAAACAUGAAAUGUACUGUUUGGAGAAUCAGACGGAACCGGGCCCGAAUAAGAAAAUAGAAAUGCGGGCUCACUUCGAACUUCGCGCUCUGCAGCUACCCGACGCAUACGGGCUCUCCUUAUUGGUCCGCGCUCCCUACCUGUCGAGCGCAUACGAUUGGCCACCGCUUCGCAUGGCAACGAUCCCCAUUGGUUGGUACCAAUAACCGUCGGGGCUCUCUUUUGGGUCCGCGCUCUCUGUAGUACACGAGCGAUUUUCGGACUUGGCAACCAGUUACCUCAGAGUAUCCGUACAUCUUGUCACGUAUGUACGUGUGUCGGGAGGCGCGCAAUCAAGUACGUUGCGUCAUCCCGCGAGUGAAAACCUGCUUCGUCCGCAAGGACCGGUGCGUUCUCGCACAAGUAGUACGUCGUCCGUAAGGACCCGUGCGCCCUCACUCAAUCGAGAUUGCGUCCGCAAGGACCCGUGCGCUCGCUCGCACCAGGCAAAUAACGGCUUAGUCCGUAAGAACCGUGCGCUCGCUCGCACUCAGAAAUCACUCUGGCUGCUGUCUACGUCGCCGCUGUUGUCUACGUCGCCGCUGUUGUCUACGUCGCCGCUGUUGUCUACAUCGCCGCGAUUGUCUACGUGGCCGUUGCCGUCUUCACCGAGACCGCUCAGGUCAUCUCUACGUCUCAUCGACGUUCCGGACGUGCGACCAUCCCUGCCCAGUGUUUCGAUCAUUCGUCGGACCAGAUAAGUCCCCCGUUAUACGAACUGUCGCCAUCGACCCAUCGGCCCAUCGGCCCCCGAGCGCGGAUCUUUGUUAAACCCACCCCUACGUGAUGUUAUACAAGCUUCCACAUUAGUGAUUGUCCCAGCAUUAGUCGAUACGAAUAACGUUAAUACAUUCUUGCGUUCAACAUUCCUUCGAUAACUUUCUUGCGUUCCCCAUUCUUGUCCAUUAACUUUCUUACGUUUAAUAAACUUGCGUUUACCAUACUUGCGUUUCACAUUCUUGCGAUUAACUAUAGUGCGUUCCACAUUCUUGCGUUUAACGUCUGCUGAUGACUGUAUCCCCAAUUAAUAACUAAUCGAACCGUAGCGUUAGCAAUAUCACACUGUGCGAUCUCCAAACAUGUACUCUCCCGGAAAUUUCUGCAUUUCCUUUCGAAAAUUAUUUAGGUAAAAUGAAACGAUUUAUAAGAAGUGGAAAUAAAUGCUUGACGCAACUGUAUCGUAGACUAUCACAGUUAUCACUCAUUAAUAAUGCGGAAAAACCACAAAUGCCUACCCUUGUCCAAAUUAUUAAAAUUAUAUAUAAAAAUGAAAAAUGUUUAAUAAAAAAACUGAGAUAUAAGGAAUUUACAAUUACAUGCAAGUCUCCGAAUAAUGUUGCGUUGUUAAAUGAUGAAUCGAUUAUCCUUAUUGACAAUAUGUCGUUCCUUAUUAAUAAUGGAAAUGUUAAUGUGGAUAAUAUUAUUAUACAUGGACAAAUUCUCCAAACAAGAAAAUCAAUUUUUGACUAUCCCUUUGAGUCUUCGAUAAUGAACAUGUGGGAACUUGAAAGCUGCAACAACGAACAACUAAUUGUUACGUCAAUUUCGUUAUCAUCCGUUUUACAAAAAAUGAUUUUAUUAACUCAACCAGCAAAAUUUGAGGAAUUUCCGCAAAAAUAUGUUAUACCACUUCUUCAUUAAAACAGGUAAUAAUAAAUAAAUAAAUAAAUAAAUAAAUAAAUAAUAAUAACGCAUUGACAGAUGGUGACACUAGUAACGCAGAAAAAGUAUCUACACCACUAAAACGAAAAAAAUAGUAUUCCACAGAAUGGGCAGUGUCAUUUUUGAUUAUUUCUACAACAUGUCAGAUUACAUAAAUUAUAUAAUAAAAAGCAUGCAAGUUGUGUUAAAAAAAAAGUUACUUUCGAUCACAAAAUUUCAUUUCUAAAAGCAUAAAUUGAAAGUAAAUAAUCUAAAUAACACGAUAAUUUCAACUCUUGAAAACUUAAGACUGGUUAAGCAAGAAGUAAGAUGGAAGAAGCAUGGAGAGAGAACAAGUAAGGUAUUAAUCGCUUGGCCUACGAGGUAGGAGAGGAGAGGAUGGGGGACGAGAAGUAGAAAAAGGAAGGAUAUACGGCAAACGUAGAAGUUAAGAGAACUCGCUCGAGUACCUUGCCCCGGAUCAGUGAAGGACAUAGAAGGGGAAGGAGUAAAGGCUGCGGAAAGUAUGCAGAGAGUGGAGAUAGGAAGAAAAAUACGGCGGGAGGGUUAGAAGACAGUACGAGAAAGAAA